AUGGUCAUUGAACUCUUCUACUUUUGGCGAGGUGCAGACCUCAACUUCAACACCACUCCUAGACACACACACACACACACACAUACACAACAAGCUACAUACACAGAAGAAGAAGAAGAAGUUGAAAAGACAUCAAGCUCCAAACCGAGGCUUGCGAAGCUCAUCACGUCGCAAAGCAUCGCCCCCGUCUUCAAAAAGGGCUGUGACUCUCCCAUCAAAGACAUAUUCGACGUUUUCCCAAGAUUCGUCAUCGCCUACUGCUCAAUCUCUCCCUCCCCAAUCGUACACGAGGCGUCGAGCCCCCUCCAAGGCAAAACCGCGCGCAACAUGUCCGACUUUCGCUCCCCCAUCGACACCUCUGUGCCGUCACUGUCGCUCCAGAUGCCGCAGAUGACGACGCAGCAGCACAGGCGAGACUAUUCAGGGUCCAUUACACUAGACGACCCUACGCUUGGCCGACCAGCUUCCGGCGAUGCUGCUACCAUGCAAGAAGGCGCCGAAACCGAUCCAAGGCUCAGCGAGGGCAUGGCGACGCUUCACCUGGGGACUGGUGCGGACCAGCCCAGCCCUCCGCCCCCGACUGAUCCAGCCGUGUUGAAGUUGGUUGUCGAGGUGCUGGCAUCCGAGCAAGGUAUUCCCGCGCUGCUGCAGCGCUUGAAGCAGAGCAUAGCUUCCGCAAAACACCACGGGGCUGAGACAACAGAAGCGAAGACGAAGCUGACGUCUAAUCAGGAAUUCGGCACCUUUCUCAAAAAACGAGCCGGCCUGGAAGACGACAGUGCUCAGACCCUCAAGAAGCUGGCGCGCGCCACCCAGGAUAACAUACGGCGACCCGAACAGCGCGGAGGCACAUUCGUCCACGUCUACGAGGAAAUGGUCCAUAUUCACGAGCGCAUGGCUGAUAAUGGCAUCCAGUUUGCCGCCACACUUCUCCAAAUGAACGAAGAGCUCCUCGAGGCCGCCGGAAACGCUGAGCGCAACCGCAAGGUCUGGAAGGCCAACGGCCUGGCCGCUGAGCAAAAAGUCGUCGACCUUGAAGCCGCCAUGCGCAAGAGCAAAGCAAAGUACGACUCUCUGGCUGAAGAAUAUGAUCGCGCCAGGACGGGCGAGAGCAGGCCCGGCGGCGGCAAGGUCUUGGGCGCAUUCAAGGCGCACAAGUCAGCCGCCCAACAAGAGGAGGAGCUCCUGAAGAAGGUCCAGACCGCAGACCAGAUAUACCACAGCGCCGUCACCAGUCUUCAGUCCGAAAAGGCCCAGCUCCAGACCACGACCCGCCCCGAGAUCGUCAAGUCAUUACAAGAGGCUAUCCGCGAGAUUGAUUCCGCCGUUGGGAUGCAAAUGCAAAGAUUCGCUUUGAACAACGAGAACCUGCUGCUAGGCAACGGUCUUGUCAUCAGUCCCUUCAGGAACGCAGCUUCCAUCGGCCCCAACCAACCCCGAAGCAUGAGAUAUGCCAUUGCAUCCAUCAGCAUCGACAAGGACCUGGAUGAGUUCGUAGCAGGAUAUCACUCCAAGGUCCAGCCAAACCCCGGCGAGAUCAAAUAUGAACGCAAUCCGGUCCUUGGUUCAGCUCCCAGCGCCAUGGGCCACUCAUCAUUGCCCUCUGUUUCCCACACUUCUAAGCCUUCCAUUAGCCAGGCUGCUCCUCAAGGAGGAUAUCAACAAUCCCCACAGUCCUUUUCAGUCAACUCAAGAACAGGCCAUAGCAAUAGCUUUAGCAGUUCGACACCAGGCGGCCCAGGUCUCCAGGGACCAGGGCCAGGAACCAUUGUGCCAGCGGCUGCUUCAACUCCCACCAGUGCAGAGCCCCUAAAGUCGUUCCAUCAGCCCAACCACAGCCGAACCUUUAGCCAAGGUAACAUGCUGAACUCUCCCGUCAGCCCUCCAUCUCAGCAGUACGGUGCAGGUCCAGCACCAGGAGCUCCUCGAUUCCCCAAUGGCGGUCCCACCACCACCGGCCCGCCUCAACUCGGGGCGCUUCCCUUCCAAGAUAACGAAGGCCCAUCAACCAAGAGCGCUUCACCUCCUCAGUUGGGACUUCCCUACCAGCCUCCUGGGCCAAGCGCUCCCCCGGCAUACAGUGCCCCCAACCAUGGCCCCCCAGCCUCCAAGCCAGUGUUUGGCGUUCAUCUCGGCCGCCUUUAUGAGAGGGACGGCCUUGCUGUCCCUAUGGUUGUGUAUCAGUGCAUCCAGGCUGUUGACUUAUUUGGUCUCGGGGUAGAAGGCAUCUACCGUCAAUCUGGGUCGUUGAAUCACAUCAAUAGACUGAAAACCAUGUUCGAUUCUGAAUCCCAGGCACAAGCUCUUGAUUUCAGAAAUCCGGAGAACUUCUUUCACGAUGUCAACAGCGUUACGGGCCUGUUGAAGCAGUUCUUCCGUGACCUCCCCGACCCCUUGUUCACGACAGAACACCACAGCAGCUUUAUCAACGCAGCGAAAAACGAAGACGAGAUUGUUCGACGAGACUCACUCCACGCCAUCAUCAACAGCCUCCCCGACCCCAACUACGCCACCCUGCGCGCCCUAAUGCUUCACCUACACCGCGUCAUUGACAAUUCUCACGUCAACCGCAUGAACUCUCACAACCUAGCCGUCAUUCUCGGCCCAACCCUCAUGGGCACUGACCCAAGCACCGCCAUUACAGAUGCUGGCUGGCAGAUCAAAGUCAUCGAUACCAUCUUGGUCAACACAUACCAGAUUUUCGAUGAGGAUUAG
Molecule: messenger RNA, 2715 nt
Organism: Trichoderma aggressivum f. europaeum
Lineage: Eukaryota; Fungi; Ascomycota; Sordariomycetes; Hypocreales; Hypocreaceae
Exons: 9
Coding region: 1-2715 (904 amino acids)
Biological process (GO): regulation of GTPase activity; signal transduction
Cellular component (GO): cytoplasm
Source: RefSeq, a predicted model, not a curated record